Molecule: messenger RNA, 1043 nt
Organism: Meira miltonrushii
Lineage: Eukaryota; Fungi; Basidiomycota; Exobasidiomycetes; Exobasidiales; Brachybasidiaceae
Product: putative RPL9A-ribosomal protein L9.e
Exons: 1
Coding region: 244-837 (197 amino acids)
Biological process (GO): cytoplasmic translation
Cellular component (GO): cytosolic large ribosomal subunit; ribosome
Molecular function (GO): structural constituent of ribosome; rRNA binding
Source: RefSeq, a predicted model, not a curated record
ACAUCAUCCGACUUGUAUAAAAGAUGUUGCAAAUCUACAAGGACUUAGAUCUCGCCAUCCCUGAGGGAGUCGAGGUCAGAAUCGACUCUCGUAUCGUCACCGUCAAGGGUCCCAGAGGAGAAUUGACAAAGGUAGGUAUCGUAGAUUGGAGAUGAGAGGAAUGUAUGAGAGAGGGUACUUCGACAAUGAAAGAUGGAGAGAUGGGAUGUGAGGCGGAUGGGAGUGUAUGAUACCGGUGUCUACAUGUGCAAUCUUCAAAGCUCGACAUACUUCGACUCUCUAAACAUUCAGAAACGACUUUUACGAAACAGUAUAACUAACAUCACUCUUGCUUUCUGCCUAUCUUUUGUCAAACAGAACUUGAAACACAUGAACAUGGAAAUGCGUGUGAUCAAGUCUCCCAAAGGUGACAAGGUCAAAUUCGCAAUCUGGCACGGUGGACGCAAGCACGUUGCCCAAUUGCGUACAGCAAAGGCAGCCGUCGCUAACAUGAUCAAGGGUCUACUUGUCGGAUGGCAAUACAAGAUGCGUGCCGUUUACGCACAUUUCCCCAUCAACAUCAUCAUUGCUGGUGAUGCCAAAUCUGCUGAAGUCCGUAACUUCUUGGGAUGCAAGCAAGUUUUCCGUGUCGCUAUGCGCAACGGUGUUACAAUCAAGGAAGACAAGUCCGCAAAGGACACAGUCUUGGUCGAAGGAAAUGAUUUGGACGAGGUUUCUCAAUCUGCUGCUGACUUGCACGGUGCAUGCUUGCCUGCUAUCCGUCGUUUCGACAUCCGGAAAUUCUUGGACGGUGUUUACUGCCAAGAGAAGACCACAAUUGUUAAGGCAGACGAGUAAGAGUUUCACUUCAGAAACAAUCAACGUUAUUCCCUGCCUUGUACGAUCAUCUCCUCGCCAACCUUUUUCGGUACGAUAUCUCUCGUCAUCUUUGUUCAUUAGCACUUUAUUACGCAACUAAUCCCUGCGUUCUUACGUAGACUUUACAUGUUUACACAUACAUACACACAUGAAAAGCAUAUCUAUGCAUCUUUGAAACAAACAAA